CAAAGCCCAAGUUUAACUAACAGCUUAAAUUCGGAAAGCUCUUCUGCCCCUCCUCCGACUCUCAUACUUUCCAUCAACCAAUUCUUUUGCAACCCAUUGUAAUUCCCACCACACUCUCGGGAAUCUUCAGCGCGCGUUUCUUUUCUGCCCAUCAACACAGCAUUCCAAGUAAGAAAAGCGCACACAGACAAGAUGGCUCCCGCAGUCGGUAUCGACUUGGGCACGACCUACUCGUGUGUCGGUGUCUUCCGUGAGGAUCGUUGUGAAAUUAUCGCCAAUGACCAGGGUAACCGGACAACUCCUUCGUUCGUUGCCUUCACCGACACCGAGCGUCUCAUUGGAGAUGCGGCGAAGAACCAGGUCGCCAUGAACCCGCAUAACACAGUGUUUGACGCCAAGCGUCUGAUCGGCCGCAAGUUCAACGACCCUGAGGUUCAGGCCGACAUGAAGCACUUCCCCUUCAAGGUCAUCGACCGCAACGGCAAGCCUCACAUUGAGGUUGAGUUCAAGGGCGAGAAGAAGGUCUUCACUCCUGAGGAGAUCUCGUCCAUGGUCCUGACCAAGAUGCGUGAGACUGCUGAGUCUUACCUUGGCGGCACUGUCAACAAUGCUGUCGUUACGGUUCCUGCCUACUUCAACGACUCGCAGCGUCAGGCCACCAAGGAUGCCGGUCUCAUUGCCGGCCUCAACGUCCUCCGUAUCAUCAACGAGCCCACUGCGGCUGCUAUUGCGUACGGUCUCGACAAGAAGGUUGAGGGCGAGCGCAAUGUUCUGAUCUUCGAUCUUGGUGGUGGUACGUUCGAUGUUUCCCUCCUGACCAUUGAGGAGGGUAUCUUCGAGGUCAAGUCGACCGCUGGUGAUACUCACUUGGGUGGUGAGGACUUCGACAACCGCCUUGUGAACCACUUCGUUGCGGAGUUCAAGCGCAAGCAUAAGAAGGAUCUUUCUACUAACGCGCGUGCUCUCCGCCGCCUGCGUACUGCUUGCGAGCGUGCCAAGCGCACCCUCUCGUCCUCAGCACAGACCUCGAUUGAGAUCGACUCUCUCUUCGAGGGUAUCGACUUCUACACCUCGAUCACCCGUGCCCGUUUCGAGGAGCUGUGCCAGGAUCUCUUCCGGUCCACUCUCCAGCCUGUGGACCGUGUCCUGACGGAUGCGAAGAUCGACAAGUCUCAGGUCCACGAGAUCGUGCUCGUCGGUGGCUCGACCCGUAUUCCCCGCAUCCAGAAGCUCAUCACCGACUACUUCAACGGCAAGGAGCCCAACAAGUCCAUCAACCCCGAUGAGGCCGUUGCCUACGGUGCUGCCGUCCAGGCUGCUAUCUUGUCUGGUGACACUUCUUCCAAGUCGACCAACGAGAUUCUCCUUCUCGACGUCGCCCCCCUGUCGCUCGGUAUCGAGACCGCUGGUGGCAUGAUGACCAAGCUCAUCCCGCGCAACACUACCAUCCCCACCAAGAAGUCCGAGGUCUUCUCGACCUUCUCCGACAACCAGCCUGGUGUGCUCAUCCAGGUUUACGAGGGUGAGCGUCAGCGCACCAAGGACAACAACUUGCUCGGCAAGUUCGAACUUACCGGCAUUCCGCCCGCUCCUCGUGGUGUCCCCCAGAUUGAGGUCACCUUCGACCUUGAUGCCAACGGUAUCAUGAACGUCUCGGCUCUCGAGAAGGGCACCGGCAAGACGAACCACAUUGUCAUCACCAACGACAAGGGCCGUCUGUCCAAGGAGGAGAUCGAGCGCAUGCUGGCUGAGGCUGAGAAGUUCAAGGAGGAGGAUGAGGCCGAGGCCCGCCGUGUCUCUGCCAAGAACGGCCUCGAGUCGUACGCCUACUCGCUGCGCAACACGCUCAGCGACUCCAAGGUCGAUGAGAAGCUCGACCAGGCCGACAAGGACACGCUCCGCACCGAGAUCGACAAGAUCGUCUCCUGGCUCGAUGAGAACCAGCAGGCUACUCGCGAGGAGUACGAGGAGCACCAGAAGGAGCUCGAGGCUAUUGCCAACCCCAUCAUGAUGAAAUUUUAUGGUGCGGGUGGUGCUCCUGGCGGCAUGCCCGGCGGCAUGCCUGGUGGCGCUCCUGGCGGUUUCCCUGGCGCGGGUGGUGCUCCCGGCCAUGACAACGAUGGCCCGACCGUCGAGGAGGUUGACUAAGCUGGUUGUUGAUGGGGGACUUUGGCGUUUCUGCUUUUUCCGCUAGUAGAUUGGAUCCGCGUCGAUAAGCCGUGAGAUGCGUUCUCUUGGGAUGCGGAGUAUCUCGGGUAUGCGGUAACACCUAGAUCUGGUUGGUUUCUCUUUCAUGAUCAUGAUACAGGGGAAAAGUCAGGUCGGCGGCAUGGGUUGUACUUUAGUUACGAUUCCCGUUUCCUUGCAAUGAAGGACAUUUUCACA
This is a messenger RNA of Chaetomium strumarium, 2385 nucleotides long. RefSeq names its product heat shock protein 70 family. The record is from RefSeq and is a predicted model, not a curated record. Gene Ontology annotation, molecular function: ATP binding; ATP-dependent protein folding chaperone. The transcript is spliced from 3 exons. The coding region runs from base 193 to 2148 and encodes 651 amino acids. Gene Ontology annotation, cellular component: plasma membrane; cytoplasm; nucleus. Lineage: Eukaryota; Fungi; Ascomycota; Sordariomycetes; Sordariales; Chaetomiaceae.